GCGGCGGGGGAGCCCGGCGGCGGGACCGGCUGCCGGGGAGGGGGGAGCGCGCCCGCCGCCCCCCAGCCGCCGCCGCAAGAGGGGCGCGCCGGGACGGGCGGCAGCUUCAGCCGAGGCGGACACGGCGCGGCUUGGCUUGGCUCGGCUCGGCUGGCCUGGGGUGGCCCCGCCGCUCGCAGCCCCCCGGGGCCGGCGGGAGGCGCCUGCGCGCUGCGGCCGCUCGGUGCCGGCCCCGGAGCUGGCGCCGCCCGCAGCCUCCCGCCGGCUUCUGCCUAUUUUAGUCACAGCGGCGGCUCGGUGGCCGCGGCGGGACGCGGUGCCGGGAGCGGUGAGGAGCGGUAGCCCGAGCCCGUCCCGUCCGGGCGCGGCGCCCUCCGUGCGGCCGCGAAACUUUUCGGAGGGCGCGGGCAGGGGCACGGGGCAGAUCAGAUGAAACUACAGAUGACAUGGCCAAAGUCAAGACAAUGCAUGAACUGAUGAGAAACAGCAUUGCCUCCUGAGAACAUUAGCCUCCUAGUUGCUGGAAAUCCUAAGUGCAACUUUACUACCAAAAGAGACCCUGAUGUUAUAUGAUCAUUGAGCAGAGUUUGCAAGAAUGGAAAAGCAAAGGACCCCACUAGUUUUAUCGCAUAAAUAAAAAUUUCCAAGAUUCAGCCGAAUCGAAAAAUUAUUCCAGCCAUGGGAGAAAAUGCAAGUUUUUGGGAAAGUUUGAUAUAUGCACAUCCUACCUGUACCACCUGGAAGCAAGAGGCUGAGGGAUCUAUCUACCACCUAGCCAGUAUUCUCUUUGUUGUUGGCUUCAUGGGUGGAAGUGGAUUCUUUGGGCUUCUCUAUGUCUUCAGCUUGCUUGGAUUGGGCUUUCUCUGCUCUUCUGUUUGGGCUUGGCUGGAUGUCUGUGCUGCUGAUAUAUUCUCCUGGAAUUUUAUACUGUUUGCUAUAUGCUUCGUCCAGUUCAUUUAUGUCACCUACCAAGUUCGGAGUGUUUCUUUUGACAAAGAAUUCCAGGAACUUUACAGUGCUCUCUUCCAGCCUCUGGGAAUUUCUUUGACUGUCUACAGGAAGAUCGUCUUGUGCUGUGAUGCAGAAGUGGUUACCCUGGAGAAGGAACACUGUUACGCCAUGCAGGGCAAAACACCUAUUGAUAAACUGUCCUUGCUUGUGUCAGGCAGGAUCAGAGUGACAGUUGAUGGGGAGUUUCUGCAUUAUAUUUUUCCUCUUCAAUUUCUGGAUUCUCCUGAAUGGGAUUCACUGAGGCCCACAGAAGAGGGAAUUUUCCAGGUAACGCUUACAGCAGAGACAGAUUGUCGGUACGUGGCCUGGAGGAGAAAGAAGCUGUAUCUGCUGUUUGCCAAACACCGUUUCAUCUCCCGCCUGUUCUCAAUUUUAAUUGGGAGCGACAUUGCUGAAAAACUGUAUGCCUUGAAUGACAGAGUGCACGUGGGGAAAGGCUUUAGGUACGACAUUCGGUUACCGAACUUCUACCACGUCUCGCUGCCAGAGACCCCUCCGGUGCAGCCCUCCCACCACCUACAGAGAGGGUCCCCCCGGCGCAAGCCCACGGGGGUUACAAACUGCAGCUCCUUCAGCACACAGUCCUAGAAAGGAAAGCUCUGCUGCAGCUGUUCCCCAAAGCGAUGAAGGGAAAUGCAAAGCGGUGAAGCAGAAGAGCAGAAAGAUGAAGGAGAAUAAGACACAGUCAAGCCAAAUUUGACUGACAAGUGCCAUUUACUUUCAUUGGAGUAGCUUGAAUUCUUCCUCUCUCUAGAGCCAGCGGGUUGGCUUCUGCAUUUUGACUGUUUGUGCAAUAUGUUUAGUUUCUGUUGAUUCUUUUGUUGAUCUUCAUCUCCUUACUUUUGGAGGAAAACAAUUCAUAACAGGCUGAAGUUUUAUUGUAAUUGUGGUGGCCUCUGUGUUCUGUUUAAAAAAAAACCAAACCCAUUGUAUUUGUAAUUAGACUUUCUCAAAAUUAUUUGCCAUAAUGAAGUAUAGUCAGUAUAGUCGAUGAAAACAAGUAAGUUGUCUACAAAAUACAGCAACUUGCUUAUAACGGUCAUAUUUAUGCCUUGGGAAUGUCGUCUCAUUUAACAUGAAGAAUAUUGCAGAAAAAGACUAAGAGACUGGUUGUAGUGGGUUUGUUUUUUAAAGAAAUGAAAGAUUUUUAAGUGCACAGCAUGAUUCUUAAAAAAGCAAACAAAAGAAAACAAAUUCUGUCCCAUGAGUGAUUGGUUUCUCUCUGGCUGUCCUAAAGAGGUAUGAUGUGAAAACAAACAUAAAUGUUAUUGCUGGCAUUAGAAAAGUAAAGCAGUUGUAACUGCUGCAGAUACAGCUUAUGGAAAUGGUCGCGUAGUGUUUCUGAUAGAACGUGAUGCUCUAGGAUCUAGGUUUCCACAGUGUCAGUGCCAUUCGUGACAUUUACAAUAAAUACUGUUAAUCAAUCAACUGCCAAACCACUGGAGUUUGUUUUACAAUAUCCUUUUUAGCCAGGUUUGUCAGGAAGAAACUAAUUAAGAAACAGCUGUAGCAAUAAACACAAUUUUUAACCAAAACAUUCUUGUUUAGUUUCCAGAGUCGCUUCUCUGUGCCUAUGAAAUUCUUGAUUUAAAAGAUAUUCUCUCCCUAAUUCUGUGGUGUUUUAAUGGCAUAAGGGAGCACCAGCUCAAGCUUCGGUAGGAGAAAGCUGGUUUUGACCCUUGAGGUCACUGUGCCUUUGGGGAGAAACGUCUGAAUGUCUUUGCUAACUCACCUUCCUGCUGCUAUGCCUGAUGCCUGGCAGUAAUGAAAAAAUAAGAAGCAUCACUAUUUUAUGAGGCUGUAUUGCUGCUUGAUAGAUCUGGAGGUAGAUCACGUUUUUAAUGUUUUAAAAUUGCUGGACUGUUUGGUAGGACAACCGUUGUGUGUUUGUGUACGUCCAGGAAUAUAUAUGAGUUUAGAUCUUGGGAGCUGCUGCUGGAGGACUUAAAAUAAUGAUACAACCUCAUGCUUGAAAGCUAAUCAUGCAGGAUGUAUUAGAAGUGAUACGAAACACCACCUGUUUGAAGGACCUUCGGUGUGGAACAGAUAAUGUUGUAAGAGUUUUGCUUUUAGCUUUAUGUCCCUUUCUCAGAGAGGAGAAUCUGCCAAACAUAAGUACCAUGGUAUGCAAUGUGAUAAUCCCCAAAUCCUGCUAAUAAGCCUUCCACACGAUGUAUUCUGUAUGUAUUACUUACUGCGUGAAGUCCCUGAGCCACAAAGCUACUUCGUCUUGCUCAAAAGAGAAUUGAAAAAAUGCAAACGGAGAGUUCAUUGACGGUGAUUAAAGACCGGCUCGGGAAAUAACGAAGGCACAGAGUGCCAGAAGCUAGCAGUGUGUGGUAAGGACGUACAGCUGAGUGUGUCCUCUUCCCGUUCUUGUCAUCAGGUCACGGUUCUGGGACAGGACAGCAGGCUACCCGGACCCCUUGGUAUGACUUGGCACAGGUAUUCUCAUGUAACGUCAGCGCUGUGAUUAGUAUCAUGUCUUACUUGUCGGCGGUGCCCAGUGCCUGAGGUGGGUAAGAAGCACGUCAUCUCUCGAUGCGGUCACUCAAGCUGCACCUCGCGAUCCCUCGCUUCACCCGGCCCAGCUGCUUCUGCUGAACGUGCCUUGUGCUGAAAACCUAAUGCUGGUUUUUAACAGGUCAUUCAACAACAGCCCCCCAGUCUCUCAUUCUGAUGAAAUUUAUUGUGGUAUAAAAUGUGUUGGACCAAUAUGAAGUUUAUACUUACUGGUUUAUGUGUUAACAGUCUACAAACAUGAAAAGAUUAUAGCCUAGAAACAUAAAAAAGAUGGUAUUCUACACUUAGGCAUAAUAUAAAGCAUCUAUUAAUGCUCUCCUCAGUUUUCUUGAAUAUAUGAGCUUGUCCCAUAUAUGUCUAUAAGAAAACUUGCCUUAGGGUAAGCAUUUAAUAAACUAGUAUGAUCAUCUUCCCCUUCAAAAUAAGACCAAGGAAUUUUGCCCACCCAAUUUCUGUAUCAAGCUUAUCCAUUCUAUUUAAACUAUAGCAUACUGCUUAGAAAGGUUCCCGCUCUGCAGUGAUGGGCGCUUCAUUACGUACUGAGGCAUUUUUUUUCUUCUUUGUGACUGGUGCCUUAGUUUCAGCCUGGUUUCCAAGCACAAUCCUCUGUGAUGCUUUUCUCUGCUGGAAUUAGUUACUAUCAGAAAUCUCUACUAGGCCAUGUCUGAGUCAAUAUCUGCACAUACUCUUAGCUAAUCUUGUUUAGCUUUUGCUACUGUGCUUUUUGGGCUUUGAGACACUUAAAAAUUGUUUCCAGUUUUCCAGCAUCUGUUUGAGUCAUAGCUAGCAGGACAUUUCAGCUGUAGAAUUCUGGACAUAUAUAUCUACAGUAAUAUAAGUACACACAAAAGGACUGGAAGUGAGACAGCAAGCCCUCUCCACCUCUGUUUGUUGUUUUUUUUUUUAAUUUUGACAGCACUUCUAAAAUGUACUGAAAAAUAUACUCUGCUCUGUGACUCAUAAACCAAUGUUUUGCGAGAGCUGUAUGGUCUACAGAAGUAAAGAUGCAUUCAAACUGAUGUCAGUGAAAUAAUACAAUCUUUUAUGAUAUCAUAUAUACCCAGUCAUUAGAGAGUUGGAGUUGUUCAGUCUGGAGAAGAGAAGGCUCUGGGGAGACCUUAGAGCAGCCUUUCAAUACUUACAGUGGCUUAUGAAAAGAUGGGGACAAACUUUUUAGUAAGGCCUGUAGUGAUAGGACAAGUGGUAAUGGGCUUAAACUAAAAGAGAGUAGAUUCAGACUAGAUAUUAGGAAGAAAUUCUUCCCUGUGAGGGUGGUGAGGCACUGGAACAGGUUGCCCAGAGAAGCUGUGGCUGCCCCCUCCCUGGAAGUGUUCGAGGCCAGGUUGGAUGGGGCUUUGGGCAACCUGGUCUAGUGGAGGGUGUCCCUGCCCAUGGCAGGGGGGUUGAACUAGGUGACUAUUAAAGAUCCCUUCCAAUCCAAACCAUUCUAUGCUUCUAUGGUUAUUUAUAGUUUAGUAAACAUUUGGAGCUAGAUGAAGCUCUGACUCGAGCAUCAUCCAAUUUAUGCCUGUGUUAUUACUCAGGAAUAACUAUCAGUGAGGUGGUCAGGCUCCUUAAUAAUUGAUUUAAGCAAAUGGAUAUUUGAGGCUGUGCUGCUUUGUGAAUUGAGGACACUAUCAGGGAAUCCUUUCCUUGAUCUGCAGUGAUCCCCCUUCAGGCACAUUUUACAUUUUUACUAGUUCCAUAAUCUUCUAUGGGGUUAUGUCUACAUUUGUAUACUGUUAUAGGUAAGAGUGGCAGAAUCUGGUGCACGUGAUGAUUUGCUCAUUAGUCAGCAUCAGUUGAUCUUUCAGAGUUUUUAUAAUUGUGAACGUUGUGCUGGAAUCACCCUUACAGCCUGCAGGAGGGUUCAGGCACAGGUAACAGAUUCUAAGCAAUGUUUUAAGUCCAGCAUGCAACUCUACUCAAAACUACAGAAUAACCAGAGAGAAUGUAUCCCAAUGUACUAUUAUAACUAAUAACGCUAUGCAAGAAAAAUUGUAAGUGCUUAAUGAAAAAUAUUAUUUUACAUGGUUGCCUAUGAUAAUGAAGGCUGGACUUGGUGACUGAGGAGGGCCACCCCGGUCCUCGAUUGUCGAGAAUUGCCCUGCAACAAACCAACAAAUCUGACAGUGAUCAAAGGAAACUCUAUAAUGCAAAGAAUGAUGGCAAACUAUGGCAAACUAUCUAUCAUAUAGAUAUAUGCCCUCCACUAGGAUAAAGCUGGAAAAGCUGAAUACAUGCUUGGAUGAAAUUGUAUGGUUCUGCCACACCACAAAAAAAGGCCUAUACUUGCAGUAAUUAAAUAGUAUGUUGAUGCUACAUUUCCAGCAAAAAAGUGCUCUACAGUUUUCAGCUAUCAUAAAUGAUAAAUAUAUGUGUGGGCUCAAUAUACAUGAAAAAUGAAAAUACAAUGUUGUACUGCUCAUACAAACAAGUCUUGCAAACCUUGUGUUAAAAAUGAAAUAA
Molecule: messenger RNA, 6003 nt
Organism: Grus americana (Whooping crane)
Lineage: Eukaryota; Metazoa; Chordata; Aves; Gruiformes; Gruidae
Gene: POPDC3
Product: popeye domain containing 3
Exons: 4
Coding region: 679-1599 (306 amino acids)
Cellular component (GO): sarcolemma
Molecular function (GO): cAMP binding
Source: RefSeq, a predicted model, not a curated record